This is a messenger RNA of Diospyros lotus (date-plum), 2364 nucleotides long. RefSeq names its product GTP-binding protein BRASSINAZOLE INSENSITIVE PALE GREEN 2, chloroplastic. The coding region runs from base 151 to 2094 and encodes 647 amino acids. The record is from RefSeq and is a predicted model, not a curated record. Gene Ontology annotation, cellular component: chloroplast stroma; mitochondrion. Gene Ontology annotation, biological process: brassinosteroid mediated signaling pathway; chloroplast rRNA processing. The transcript is spliced from 4 exons. Lineage: Eukaryota; Viridiplantae; Streptophyta; Magnoliopsida; Ericales; Ebenaceae. Gene Ontology annotation, molecular function: GTP binding.
GUAGGUUCUGUUCAUCUUCGUUCAGUCUUCGGCACAGCAAGAGGAUACAGCGGGAGUGCAACAACGACCAUUUUCUUCUCUUUUCAUUUCUUUUCUAAGAGAAAGCAAAAGGAAGGAUUCGCUCAGCCGCUCGCCGCAGCAGAAGAAGACAUGACGACGGCAUUGUUCUGCUCCUGCACACCAAUGCUUCCUUUGCCAGCUAUUACUAAUACAGUCCCCAAAUCUUCUUCUCUCAGUGGAAGCUUCCAAGUAUACCAAUUACCUGUACCGCCUCUAUUCACGGGCAUUAUUAGAAAAGGUAACCGGAGACACCAGAUGAAAGGCCCGUUUACGUGUUUAUCUGUAAAGGGUAGUGAAUCGACGGUCCGAACUGCGAGAAAGAAUCCUGGAAAAGACCGUGGGAAAUUAAUUUUGAGUGAGGGGAGGGAUGAGGAUGAGAGCUAUGGGCCUAUAUGCCCUGGUUGUGGAGUUUUUAUGCAAGAUAAGGACCCAAACCUUCCUGGGUACUACCAGAAGAGAAAGGUUGAAGUGAAACAAUUCUUAGAGGCCACAGAGGGUGAUUUUGAAGGGAUUGAUGAAGAAUUGGAGAGAGUUCUUGAUGAAAUUGAUGGUAAAUUCGAAGAAAGUGACGCUGAAGUAGGCAAUUUGAAAAAUGAAGGGUUUGAUUGGGAUAUGGAAGGAUGGGAAUCUGAUUUCGAGGAUGAUGACAGUGAUUUGAAACAGCUGGAUGGGUUUUGUGCAGCAGGUGUUGGUUAUGGGAAUAUUACUGAAGAGGCAGUUAUUAAGGAGGAGAAGAAGAAGAUGUCAAAAGCAGAGAAGAAGAGAUUGUCUAGGGAGGCUCAUAGGGACAAAGCAGAAGUCACUGUUUGUGCUCGAUGUCAUUCACUGAGGAAUUAUGGGCAGGUGAAGAAUCGGAUGGCUGAGAACUUGAUACCUGAUUUUGAUUUUGAUCGGUUGGUGACUACACGGUUGAUAAAACCUACUGGGAGUUCUGAUGCUACAGUUGUGGUUAUGGUUGUUGAUUGUGUUGAUUUUGAUGGUUCAUUCCCUAGACGUGGAGCAGAGUCUUUGUUCAAGGCACUGGAAGGAAGUAAAGAUGGUCAAAGGCUCAAUAAAAAGUUGCCUAAGCUUGUUCUUGUAGGUACAAAAGUUGACCUUCUACCUUCUCAAGUUUCCCCUACAAGGUUAGAUAGUUGGGUUCGUCACCGUGCAAAGGCUGGAGGAGCAGCUAAGCUUAGUGGGGUUUAUUUGGUUAGCGUCCAUAAGGAUCUGGGUGUGAGGAAUUUAUUGUCAUAUAUUAAGGAGUUAACUGGCCCUCGAGGUAAUGUGUGGGUUAUUGGGGCUCAGAAUGCCGGUAAAUCAACACUGAUUAAUGCAUUUGCUAAGAAAGAAAGGGUAGAAGUUGUAAAACUUACUGAAGCUGCUGUCCCUGGUACAACCCUUGGGAUCUUGAGAAUUGGAGGAAUAUUGUCAGCUAAGGCAAAAUUAUAUGACACUCCUGGCCUCUUGCAUCCAUAUUUGAUGUCUAUGAGAUUAAGUAGGGAGGAGCAGAAAUUGAUUGAAAUAAGAAAAGAGCUACGACCUCGGACUUACAGGAUAAAGCCAGGACAAACUGUGCAUGUUGGUGCUGUAAUGAGGUUAGACCUCAAUCAAGCUUCUGUGCAGACAAUCUAUGUUACUAUUUGGGCAUCACCAAAUGUCUCUCUACAUAUGGGCAAGACAGAAAAUGCUGAUGAUAUUUUUGUCAAGCAUGCUGGAGUCAGGCUGCAGCCUCCCAUUGGCGCAGAACGACUUUCUGAAUUGGGCAAAUGGAAAGACAGGGAAAUCAAGGUGUCCGGUACGAGCUGGGAUGUGAACAGCGUGGAUAUUGCAGUAGCGGGCUUAGGUUGGUUUUCUUUGGGUCUAAAAGGUGAAGCAACCUUGAGACUGUGGAUGUAUGAAGGGGUUGAGAUAAGCGUGCGAGAGCCUUUGAUUCUUGACAGGGCACCUUUUCUUGAGAGGCCUGGCUUUUGGCUACCAAAGGCUAUAUCUGAUGCCAUUGGCAGCCAAACGAAAGCCGAUGCUCAAGAAAGAGGAAGAAAACCAAGAAUAUGAUCAAUUGAUGAUCUUGCGGCCAACAGUCCCUUCUCAACCCUGAAAUCAAAGCAAUUAUUGGAUUCUAAGACAAAGCAGCAGCAGAGCAUCAUAUAUGACAAAGGUAGGCAGCAGCACAAUCUUUUUCCUUGUAUACAUUCAUGUACAUUACAUAUACAAUUUUGGUUGGUCUAGGCUAGAUGUAUGUAGCACAGCAAGAGUACGUAUGAAUUAUUAUAUAACAUGCAAUAACGCAAGGAGAGGUUGUCCUUGUCUUCCUUCGUUCCUUCA